Molecule: messenger RNA, 6270 nt
Organism: Cladophialophora carrionii CBS 160.54
Lineage: Eukaryota; Fungi; Ascomycota; Eurotiomycetes; Chaetothyriales; Herpotrichiellaceae
Exons: 1
Coding region: 1-6270 (2089 amino acids)
Biological process (GO): long-chain fatty acid biosynthetic process
Cellular component (GO): fatty acid synthase complex
Molecular function (GO): [acyl-carrier-protein] S-malonyltransferase activity; enoyl-[acyl-carrier-protein] reductase (NADH) activity; fatty acid synthase activity
Source: RefSeq, a predicted model, not a curated record
AUGUAUUCCGGCGGUGCAACCGGCACUCACACUCCUCGAUCCUCCCAGAACCUCCGACCUCUCAUCCUGACACAUGGCUCGCUCGAAUACUCAUUUCUGAUACCCACCGGCCUGCACUUCCAGGCGUCACAGCUAAAAGAUGCGUUCAUCACCUCUCUCCCUGCACCUACAGACGAAUUGGCUCAGGAUGAUGAGCCCUCGUCAAACGCCGAACUGGUCGCCCGUUACAUUGGCUUCAUUGCCGCUGAAGUUGAUGAGGACGAGGAGGCCGCCGGCUUUGUUGAGGUGCUCAAAGUGGCUUUGAACGAGUUCGAGCGAGCAUUUAUGCACGCCAACGACGUACAUGCCUUGGCUGCAACCCUCCCCGGGAUCACGGCGAAGAAGAACCUGGUGGUUCAAUGCUACUACGCUGGCCGCGCCGCUGUGGCACGACCCAUCAAACCGCACGACUCGGCAUUGCUGAGGGCUGCUGAUGACGAGGAGGCCAACAUUUUCACGGUCUUUGGUGGCCAGGGCAACAUUGAAGAAUAUUUUGAAGAGCUGCGCGAGGUCUACACCACAUAUCCGUCCUUUACCAAGGAUUUGGUCGAGUCUUCGGCCGAACUGCUGCAAACCCUGGCCAGAAGCCCGAAAGCAGACAAAUUUUACACCAAGGGUCUCGACAUUCUCAGCUGGUUGGCAGACCGAGAAACCCAGCCGGAUACGGAGUACCUAGUGUCUGCACCUGUUAGCUUGCCCUUGAUCGGGCUCGUCCAGCUCGCUCAUUAUCAAGUGACCUGCAAAGUGCUAGGCAAGACCCCUGGCGAGGUCAACGAGCGCUUCAAUGGCACCACAGGUCAUUCGCAGGGCGUCGUCACCGCCGCGGCCAUUGCCACUGCCACAUCGUGGGAGAGUUUUGCAAAGGCGGCCCGAGAAGCCAUCACCAUGCUCUUCUGGAUCGGUAUGCGCAGUCAGCAAGCCUAUCCUCGCACGAGCCUGGCCCCUUCAAUCUUGCAGGAUUCUCUCGAGGCUGGCGAGGGUGCUCCGACGCCCAUGCUCUCUGUCCGCGACCUGUCUAAGAAACAGCUCCAAGAACAUAUCGAAGCCACCAACGAGCACUUGCCCAAAGACCGGCACAUUGCCAUUUCUCUGGUCAACAGUGCUCGCAACUUCGUCAUCACUGGCGCUCCAAUCUCUUUACAUGGUCUCAACCUCCGCCUGCGAAAGGUUAAGGCUCCCACCGGCCUCGACCAGAAUCGUAUUCCCUUUACCGAGCGCAAAGUACGCUUUGUGAAUCGAUUCCUUCCAAUCACUGCUCCUUUCCAUAGCCCUCUGUUGAGUGAGGCCUACAAACUCAUUCUUGAAGAUCUCAGCGACCUCAAGAUUCCUGCUUCGCGCCUGACCAUUCCAGUCUACGACACCAACACCGGCGAGGACCUCCGCGCCCAGCAAGAUAAAGACGUGGUCCCAGACCUCGUGCGCAUGAUCACCCAAGAUCCUGUUCAUUGGGAACAAGCCACUGUCUUCGAGGGCGCCACUCACAUUGUUGAUUUUGGCCCUGGAGGCAUCUCCGGCCUGGGUGUCCUUACCAACCGAAACAAAGAUGGCACAGGUGUUCGGGUCAUUUUGGCUGGCGCUAUGGACGGUACCAAUCCUGAGGUCGGGUACAAGCCAGAGCUCUUUGACCGCGACGAAGAACAUGCCGUUAAGUACGCAACAAACUGGGUCAAGGAGCAUGGCCCGAGACUUGUCAAGACUUCAGUGGGCCAGACGUAUGUCGAUACCAAGAUGUCACGCUUACUGGGAGUUCCACCUCUAAUGGUUGCUGGCAUGACCCCCUGCACAGUCCCCUGGGAUUUUGUUGCUGCAACCAUGAACGCUGGUUACCACAUCGAAUUGGCAGGCGGUGGCUACUACAAUGCCAAACAGAUGACUGAAGCGCUUAACAAGAUUGAAAAGGCUAUUCCUCCUGGGCGAGGCAUUACUGUCAACUUGAUCUAUGUCAAUCCUCGUGCCAUGGGCUGGCAGAUUCCACUGCUUGCUCAGCUACGUGCCGACGGCGUCCCGAUUGAGGGUCUGACCAUCGGCGCAGGCGUGCCGUCGAUCGAAGUUGCCCAAGAAUACAUUGAUACGCUCGGUAUCAAGCACAUCGCUUUCAAGCCGGGCUCCAUGGAUGCCAUCCAAUCGGUCAUCAACAUUGCAAAGGCGAAUCCGACUUUCCCUGUAAUUCUGCAGUGGACCGGUGGCCGUGGUGGCGGUCAUCACUCUUUCGAAGACUUCCAUCAACCAGUCAUCCAAAUGUACGGCCGUAUCAGGAAAUGCCAGAAUAUUAUCCUCGUGGCAGGCAGUGGAUUUGGCGGCUCAGACGAUACGUACCCGUAUCUGACUGGUACCUGGUCUCGCAAGUUCGGCUAUCCUCCAAUGCCGUUCGACGGCGUGUUGUUUGGUAGCCGAAUGAUGACCGCGAAGGAAGCUCACACCUCUACCAAUGCAAAGAAGGCCAUUGCUGAAGCUGAGGGCGUCGAUGACAGCGAGUGGGAGAAGACCUACAAGGGGCCCACGGGAGGUGUCAUCACUGUCCGAUCUGAGAUGGGCGAGCCGAUUCACAAGCUCGCCACUCGAGGUGUGAAGUUUUGGGCCGAGAUGGAUCAGAAGAUCUUCAGCCUCGACAAGAAGAAGCGGGUCGCGGAGCUUAAGAAGCAGCGCGACUACAUCAUCAAGAAGCUGAACGAUGACUUCCAGAAGGUCUGGUUUGGCAAGAACUCCGCAGGUGAAACAGUUGACCUCGAGGAUAUGACCUACGCCGAAGUCGUUCGACGGAUGGUUGAGCUCAUGUACGUCAAGCAUCAAUCUCGCUGGAUUGAAGUCACUCUUCGCAACCUCACGGUCGACUUCAUCCGACGUGUCGAAGAACGGUUCACCGUUGGCUCCGGCAAGCCAUCUCUUAUUCAGAGCUAUGCGGAGCUCGAAGAUCCAUUCCCAGUCGUGGACAAGGUUCUCGCCGCCUACCCUGCUGCAGAGACUCAGUUGAUCAACGCACAAGAUGUCCAACAUUUCCUGCUGCUGUGCCAACGUCGCGGCCAGAAGCCAGUGCCAUUCGUGCCUUCUUUGGACGAGAAUUUCGAGUUCUGGUUCAAGAAGGAUUCUCUCUGGCAGUCCGAGGAUCUGGAUGCUGUUGUUGGUCAAGAUGUUGGCAGAACUUGCAUCCUGCAGGGGCCUAUGGCUGUCAAGUACUCGACCAAGGUUGAUGAGCCUAUCAAAGACAUACUGGACGGAAUCCAUCAAGAUCACAUCAAGGGUCUCGUGCAGGAUUUCUACGGCGGUCGCGAAUCCGCCGUACCUGUCAUCGAGUACUUCGGCGGGAAGAUCAUUAGUUCCCCAGAAAGUGUUGUCGAGCUUGACGGUGUCACCGUCAUUCCGGACGGCUCUCGAACUACCUACAGGCUGUCGUCAUCACCGUCCGCCACUCUGCCGGACGUCGACGCCUGGAUUCAACUUCUUGCCGGGAAGAACUACUCAUGGCGCCAUGCAUUCUUCACAGCCGAUGUCUUCGUUCAAGGUGCUCGGUAUCAAAACAACCCCAUCAAGCGCAUCCUAGCCCCCACUCGAGGCAUGACUGUCGAAAUUGCCCAUCCCAAGGAUCCUUACAAGACCACAAUUGUGGUCAAGGAGCCUGGUCAGUCCGGCAAGCUGGUCAAGACUCUCGACAUCAGUCUCUCUGGCAAGAAUGAGAUCUUGAUGAACAUGUGGGAGGAGAGGACGGCCGAAGGUGAAGCGGUUGCAUUGCCGUUCCAAUUUAUUUACCACCCCGAGACUGGCUAUGCGCCAAUCCACGAGGUCAUGGAUGGCCGCAACGAUCGCAUCAAAGAGUUCUACUACCGUAUUUGGUUUGGCGAGAAGACAGUGCCAUUUGACACACCCACCACCAAUGUCUUCGAUGGCGGCAAAGCAACCAUUGUCACUCAAGACGUUGCCGACUUCGUUCACGCAGUCGGUAACACAGGCGAGGCCUUCGUCGACCGGCCUGGCAAGGAAGUGUUUGCUCCCAUGGACUUUGCCAUCGUCGUGGGCUGGAAGGCGAUCACUAAACCUAUCUUCCCCCGAGCGAUUGAUGGUGAUCUGCUCAAGCUUGUUCAUUUGUCUAAUGGCUACCGCAUGCUUCCUGGAGCUGAGCCUCUGAAAGUCGGCGACGAGCUUCACACCUCUGCCCGUAUCAACGCGGUACUCAACCAAGACUCCGGCAAGAUGGUCGAGGUUUGCGGCACCAUCACUCGCAGAGGACAACCGGUGAUGGAAGUGACAAGCCAGUUCCUUUACAGAGGCACGUACACGGACUUUGAGAAUACCUUCCAACGCAGACAGGAGACGCCCAUGCAGGUCACCCUCGCAACUUCCAAAGACAUUGCAGUUCUCCGUUCAAAGGAGUGGUUCCAUCUCGACGAGCCGGAUAUUGACCUGCUCGGACAGACACUGACCUUCCGUCUUUCGAGCUUGGUCCGCUUCAAGAACAAGACUGUUUUCUCCAAUGUGGAGACUGUUGGCCAAGUCGAACUUGAAUUGCCGACCAAGGAAAUCAUUCAAGUCGCAUCGGUCGAAUAUGAAGCGGGUGUCUCCCACGGAAACCCCGUUAUCGAUUACUUGGAGAGACACGGUCAAACCAUUGAUCAGCCCGUCAACUUUGAGAACGCUAUCCCACUGAGCGGCAAGACCCCCUUGUCCCUGAAGGCUCCAGCUUCGAACGAGACAUAUGCGCGUGUCUCUGGCGACUACAAUCCUAUCCACGUGUCUCGCAUCUUUGCAAGCUAUGCCAAUCUGCCGGGCACCAUCACGCACGGCAUGUACUCCAGCGCCGCUGUCCGAAGCUUGGUGGAGACAUGGGCCGCAGAAAACAACAUUGGACGUGUUCGCAGCUACCAUGUGUCACUCGUCGGCAUGGUUCUGCCCAAUGACGACCUCGAAGUCAAGCUUGAACACGUUGGCAUGGUUGCUGGUCGCAAGAUCAUCAAGAUCGAGACCACCAACAAGGAAACCGGCGACAAAGUCCUGCUCGCUGAAGCGGAAGUCGAGCAGCCCGUCUCCUCUUAUGUCUUCACUGGCCAAGGUUCUCAGGAACAGGGCAUGGGUAUGGAUCUGUACGCUCGGAGCGCUGUUGCCAAAGAGGUGUGGGAUCGGGCCGACCGUCAUUUCAUGGACAACUAUGGUCUGUCCAUCAUCAACAUCGUCAAGAACAAUCCCAAAGAGCUCACCAUUCAUUUUGGGGGACCUCGUGGAAAGGCCAUCCGUCAGAACUACAUGGCUAUGACCUUCGAGUCCAUCAAUGCUGACGGCACUGUCAAAUCCGAGAAGAUCUUCAAGGAGAUUAAUGAGAACACCAACUCGUACACCUAUCGUUCGCCGACUGGUUUGCUGUCGGCCACUCAAUUCACGCAGCCGGCGUUGACUCUGAUGGAGAAGGCCGCUUUUGAAGACAUGCGGUCCAAGGGCCUCGUUCAGCGCGACAGCAGCUUCGCCGGACAUUCUCUGGGAGAGUACUCUGCCCUCGCUUCCAUCGCCGAGGUCAUGCCCAUCGAGAGCUUGGUGUCAGUGGUGUUCUAUCGUGGCUUGACCAUGCAGGUGGCUGUCGAGCGUGAUGAGCAAGGCCGCAGCAACUACUCGAUGUGCGCGGUCAACCCGAGCCGGAUCUCCAAAACAUUCAACGAACAAGCCUUGCAGUACGUUGUGGAGAAUAUUGCGGAAACCACAGGCUGGCUGGUGGAGAUCGUCAACUACAACGUCGCCAACAUGCAAUACGUGUGCGCUGGUGACUUGCGGGCUCUCGACUGCAUGACGAAUGUGCUCAAUGUGCUCAAGAUGCAAAAGAUUGACAUCCAGGCAUUGAUGCAACAGAUGUCACUGGACGACGUCAAAGCCCACCUCGUGGAGAUCAUUGGCGAAUGCCGCAAGAAAACGGAGGCCAAGCCGCAACCGAUCGAACUCGAGCGCGGCUUUGCUGUCAUUCCUCUCAAGGGCAUCGACGUGCCUUUCCACAGCACCUUCUUGCGCUCUGGCGUCAAGCCGUUCCGGUCGUUCCUGUUGAAGAAGAUCAACAAGACCAGCAUCGAUCCGGCCAAACUCAUUGGCAAGUACAUUCCGAAUGUCACUGCCAAACCGUUUGAGAUUUCGAAGGAGUACUUUGAGGAGGUCUACCGGCUGACCAACUCGCCUCGCCUGGCGAAGAUCCUGGAGGAUUGGGAAUCGUACGAGAAUGCCACCGAUCCCGGCAUCCGACGUCUCUCUUCUACCGUGGCAUAA